Molecule: messenger RNA, 1235 nt
Organism: Panicum virgatum (switchgrass)
Lineage: Eukaryota; Viridiplantae; Streptophyta; Magnoliopsida; Poales; Poaceae
Product: pyruvate dehydrogenase E1 component subunit beta-4, chloroplastic
Exons: 3
Coding region: 96-1019 (307 amino acids)
Biological process (GO): pyruvate decarboxylation to acetyl-CoA
Molecular function (GO): pyruvate dehydrogenase (acetyl-transferring) activity
Source: RefSeq, a predicted model, not a curated record
CAAAGGCAGAUGCGCCGUCGAGCGCCACGCCCUCCAAAUCCGAUGGUCAUGAGGUCUUGCUGUUUGAGGCCCUUCGUGUGGCCUUGAUAGAAGAGAUGAAACUGGAUCCAACAGUGUGCGUGUUUGGUGAAGAUGUUGGUCAUUAUGGUGGUUCUUACAAGGUGACAAAAGGUUUGGCUGAUAUGUUUGGAGACCUCCGAGUCCUGGAUACCCCUCUUGCUGAGAACUCAUUUACUGGCAUGGGAGUUGGAGCGGGAAUGAAAGGGCUGAGGCCUGUUGUUGAAGGCAUGAACAUGGGCUUCCUGCUCCUUGCUUACAAUCAGAUCUCAAACAACUGUGGCAUGCUUCACUACACUUCUGGUGGCCAGUUUAAAAUCCCACUUGUGAUCCGGGGCCCUGGUGGUGUGGGUCGUCAGCUUGGAGCAGAGCACUCGCAGGGUUUGGAGUCAUAUUUCCAGUCAAUCCCUGGCCUGCAAAUGGUUGCCUGCUCAACUCCUUACAACGCUAAAGGUCUAAUGAAAGCCGCUAUCAGGAGUGAGAAUCCUGUGGUGCUGUUUGAGCAUGUUCUUCUGUACAACCUGAAGGAGAAAAUCCCUGAUGAGGAAUAUGUGCUCUGCUUAGAGGAGGCUGAGAUGGUGCGGCCUGGGGAGCACGUGACCAUCCUCACCUACUCGCGUAUGAGGCACCACGUGAUGCAGGCCGCAAAGACUCUGGUGAACAAAGGGUACGAUCCUGAGGUCAUUGACAUCAGGUCGCUGAAGCCGUUCGAUCUGCACACGAUUGGCAACUCCAUCAAGAAGACGCACCGCGUGCUGAUCGUGGAGGAGUGCAUGCGCACGGGAGGGAUCGGUGCCAGCCUGAGGUCGGCAAUCAUCGACAACUUCUGGGACUACCUUGAUGCCCCCAUCAUGUGCUUGUCGUCACAGGAUGUGCCGACGCCAUAUGCUUCGACCCUGGAGGAUGCGACCGUGGUGCAGCCUGCCCAGAUCGUGGCCGCGGUUGAGCAAAUCUGCCAAUAGGAUGGCUGAUGAGAAUGUGUUGAAUUGUUAAGUUGUUACUAUAUUAAUUUGUUCCUGCCAUGAAAUAUAUAUUUUCUGUUUGUUCGUUUGGCCGUGUAGCUGCUAGGCCUUCCUUGAGGUGUACAGGCUUAUAGCCUUUCUGUUUGUAUUUUGAUAUGUAUACUUGAGAGCAGAGCACUGCUGCAUUUAGUUGAUCUGCUUGUUCCUUUUCUGCGA